AUGUUUCUUUCCAACUUCGUCUCUCUCCUUUUGUUCUCUGACUUGGCAAGAGCUUGGGUGAGCGAUGAGGCAGCAAAGUCAAUGGGUGUUGAAACCUUGGUAACCUUCACAAGCUUAACAGAAUCAGAUGAAACUCACAUUCCAACUCCAAAUCCACCAGAAACUGCACAUUGCGUCCUCGUCGAUACCAGUACUACACUUACUUCUCCAUCUACAAUGAAAUUUUUUUUUCCACUUUCCUUGACAGCAACAUCACGCAGUCUUAGUGAAAAUGACUCCAAAGCAGCUCCAACUACGUCCACCAGAUCCAGCCCUACUGAUGCCCAAAUUUCAGAACCGCCUCUAAGCACACAAGCUUCACCAAUGGAAACGGGAUUUAGCACUCCAGGCCAGUUCAAAGUCCAGAUUCUUCAAGCUCAGAAUUGGUACAGAGCUGCGCAUGGUGCAAAACCGCUAGUCUGGAAUAAUACCCUGGCUGAUACCAGUUCUGACUGGGUGGCAAGAUGUGUUUGGGAACUUGAGUCCACUCCAGACAUAGGCAAAUCAUUUGUAUCUGUUAUACCAACAAGUGUCUUUGGGAUUAUAAAUUACUUGGGAUUGGAACGUCAGUUCUAUAACUGGUCGGAUCCAGGAAUGAAUAAUUCUACGAAACAAUUUACUCAGAUGGUAUGGAAAAAUACAACACAGGUUGGAUGUGCUUGGAAUAAUUGCCCACCCGGAUCAUCACCAGACCCCUCUCCUGCUUCAGCCGAAGUUGCACUAUUUCUAUUAUGUCAAUACUACCCCAAAGGAAAUCAAGGAAGCCUCAAAGACUGGAGUAACAAUGUGGGAGAGUUAGAAUCCGGGAAUUUGGGGGAAGGCGUUGUUGCCGUUGAUGGUUUUGGUCUGAGCAGUUCAACCGGCACGAGUAGUACUAGUAGUACAACUAGUAGUUCUUCCGCUGCUACUGGAGUGGAUAGCCAGGGGGUUGCCAAUAUGCUUCAUCACAGUCUUUUUGAGGUGGUUGUCACCUCGGCUUUUGUCAUUGGUUUGGUCGCUGUGUAUCCUUCGAUUAUGGUCCCUCUUCUGGCUUUUGGCUUUGCUGAUGCAACAUCUCAAGUGGAAAUUUCUGCUUCCCUUACAGGAACUCAACAUAUGGAAGCGGUGUCUAAGCCAACCAUUACACCCACAUUCAAAACUCGGGCUCCUGCAGCGGAGACUGUGUUUCGCUCAUCUAUGCAGUUUCAAUCGUUGAUGCUUGAAGGUGUGAACUGGUACAGAUAUAAAUUUGAUACUAUAGCAAUUGUUUGGGAUGAAAGUAUCGCUUCUGACGGUGAAGCUUGGCAAUAUGUGAUAUGUCAGUACUAUCCACCAGGGAAUCCAGAUGGACUUUCUUAUGACGAUCCGCAAUGGGUUGAGAAUGUAUGGAAGUUAGGGUGGGAAGCCUUAGAUGAAAUUUCUGACGGGAUUUCAAGAUCUUCACUGUUUACCAAUUCAGUCAGUACAAAGACCGCUACAAAAACACUUUCUAACCACCCAUUGGACUCAACCACUUCUGCUCUUACAACCAGUACCACUGCUACGAUAUCCAGUAUUGAGAGUGCAGGUAUAGCAAUUAGUGUCACAUAUACACCUUACGUAUCCGGUCACUUCAACAUGCCCACACUGAAUACCCAAGCUCAGCCAUGGCAAACAGGAUACAGUUCCCCUACACAAUUCCAAGCCCAAAUUCUUUGGGGAAUUAAUUGGUAUCGAGGUUUAUUCAAAUACGAUGACCUUAUUUGGAAUGAUACUAUAGCCGGUUGGAGUGCCGAUUGGGUUCAUUGUUGUGAUUGGAAUGAUACGUUAGUUGUGACGGAUCCAGAUCUUGGAUCUACUAGCUUUAUGGCUAUUAAUUUAGGUGGUAUGAGUGAUGCGCCUGGUGUAUUAGAUGUUGUUAAUGCCUGGGGAGCAGAAUCUGUUGAAUACUAUAGUGCGGAUGGUGGUCCAAAAUUACCAACUUUCCCCAUUGGCAGUAUUGCUAGUGAUGAUUUCACACAAACGAUAUGGAAUGGAACAACGCAGGUUGGAUGUGGCUGGAAUAAUUGUCCUGCAGGUUCCGCACCAACCUUCACAAACAACUUACCCUGGCAAUUCACAUUUUGCCAAUACUAUCCACAAGGAAACAUCGGGGAUACCAAAUCAUGGUAUAAUAAUAUCCAGCCCAUAAAUUCAGGAAUCAUAUCCCAACUUGUCCACGGAAUCACCUCAAACGAUGCAUUAUCUAGUGUAGCUAGUACAACUACUACUAUGCCAGGACAUCAUUCUAGUACUAUUACUACUACUGGUACAAGUCAUACUUCUACAAACGGGGUGGAGAAAUUGGAUAAUUUUUUGUUGGUGGUGGUGAUUGUUACUAUUAGUUCGGUGGCUGUGGUUCUUGGUUUGGUUUAG
Messenger RNA from Sclerotinia sclerotiorum 1980 UF-70, 2412 nucleotides. RefSeq lists its product with no specific name. The coding region runs from base 1 to 2412 and encodes 803 amino acids. The transcript has 6 exons. The record is from RefSeq and is a predicted model, not a curated record. Lineage: Eukaryota; Fungi; Ascomycota; Leotiomycetes; Helotiales; Sclerotiniaceae.